AUGAGUAAUCAACAGAACAACUCCCAGUCCCCUCCUCGCCACUGGCAUGGCAGCAUGGGCGAUCGCUAUGAGCACCACAACGUCUGGGUGAGAGGCGGCCCUCCCCAGCCAUACAUAGCUCGACGACCCUCUGCAAGCGAAACAGCAAAUGCCACUGACGACAGACGUGAAUCAACAUCAUCCAACAUGUCUUCCGGCUCAAGCAGCCCCCCAACAGCCCCCAACAGGAGACGGUCUAGUCAGGGAGCGUCCCUUUUUGAAAGUCUGACGAACCAGAAGCGGAACUCCACGGAUCCUGUUUCGGCUGCGCGUCGGGCGAGUUAUAAUGACCAGGCGCAGCAGGGUGGCUUCUUCUCGAAGUGGUGGGAUGGAUAUACUCGUGGUGGUAAAUAA
Molecule: messenger RNA, 393 nt
Organism: Aspergillus alliaceus
Lineage: Eukaryota; Fungi; Ascomycota; Eurotiomycetes; Eurotiales; Aspergillaceae
Exons: 2
Coding region: 1-393 (130 amino acids)
Source: RefSeq, a predicted model, not a curated record